This is a messenger RNA of Drosophila bipectinata, 1168 nucleotides long. Its product is annotated as C3 and PZP-like alpha-2-macroglobulin domain-containing protein 8. The record is from RefSeq and is a predicted model, not a curated record. NCBI's taxonomy places the organism in Eukaryota, Metazoa, Arthropoda, Insecta, Diptera, Drosophilidae.
GUUUUGGAGUGGCAGUUUGAAUCAGAAUCUCAGAAAGCGAAUAACGUUCAGUGGAAGCAGCAAUCAUGCCAAUUGAAAUCAACACCCCCGAUAAGUUGGAAUACCAAUUCUUCCCGGCCAGCGGAGGACUCUUCACCUUCAAGGUGCGCUCUCCCAAAGAUGCCCAUCUGGCCCUCACCCCCGCCCCAGAGGACAAUGGUCCUAUCUAUGAGAUCUUUAUUGGUGGUUGGGACAACACCAAGUCGGUGAUCCGCAAGGACCGCCAAAAGCCCGAGGUGGCUGAGGUUCCCACCCCUGGAAUCCUGGAUGCCGGCGAGUUCCGUGGCUUCUGGAUCCGUUGGUACGACAACGUCAUCACCGUCGGACGCGAAGGCGAAGCCGCUGCUUUCCUUUCCUACGAUGCCGGCAGCCUGUACCCGGUCAACUUCGUGGGAGUCUGCACAGGAUGGGGUGCCAGCGGAACUUGGCUGUUGGAUGAAUCUGCUCCAUCAGCUCCCGUGUUGGGCUUUACCGCUCCCACCGGCAGCGGACCCGGAUGCUGGGUGCCAGCCGCUAACGGAGAGGUGCCUCCCAAUGCCCUUGAAGGCGGAUUCGACAGCAGCGAGCAGUUGUACAUCGCCCGUGCCCGUCACGAGGGUGACCUGAUUCCCGGCAAGCUGCACCCCUCCCACGGAGUCACCUAUGUGGCCUGGGGCGGUGGCGAACACGGACACGGCGAAUACGAAGUGCUGUGCGCUGGUGGUGGCCAGUGGGUACCCGUGGAGGCCGGCAACAUUCCGCCCAACGCUCUGCCAGCCGGCGAGACCGCCGAAGGCGAGCCCCUGUUCAUCGGCCGUGCCACCCACGAGGGAACCAUCACGGUCGGCAAGGUCCAGCCAUCCCACGGCGUCUGCUACAUCCCGUACGGCGGCGAGGAGUUGGCCUACAAGGAGUUCGAGGUCUACGUUGCCUAAGCCACAUGCCCUGGCCCUGGUAUUGAAUGUCCAACGCACUGAAUCACAAUUGUUAAUUUGAGCGCUUUACAGUCUAACUGGUCGCAUUACUUUUUAUUUAUAAUUGCAUUUCUACUGAAUACUAUUGAGGAAUCUCGAAUAAAAGCAACUGAGCUUGUUAUUUUUCAUCCAAAUUGGUUAACAAAAAGAAAUUAAUAAAUACUUUUAAGAACGAA